AUGUACGCUACCGCGCCAACCACCUCAGCUUGGCUGGGUACCCAAUUUGCUUUUGCUUCACAUCCCCGGUCCACUAGUGCGCUUAAGCCCUCUGGCCUGAGCAAGGCGUACCAACCACCCUCCCAAUACCAAACUUCUCACACUCACGUAGAGGUCGACACCCACCGUCAUCCCUACUACUCCACCCCCAUCGAUCUCGCUGAACGUGAAUACCGCCAGCGUUACCGCCCUGCCCAAGCCUUUUCCACUGAAGACCCUACUUCCCACUCUCACUCUCACUCUCACUACCAAACUCAAGACAACUUCCAAGCCAACAACUACACCGUUGAAGGCCGACCCGCUCCCCAAUUCUACUCCUCCGAGAAGACUGAAAUCAACAACUUCACCGUUGACGGACGCUCAUCUCGCCCUCAGUACAACCAGACCGAGAAGACCGAGUUUAACAACUUCACUGUUGACGGCCGUUCUUCCCGACCUCAAUACACUUCUGAGAAGACUGAAAUCAACAACUUCACUGUUGACGGCCGCUCUUCCCAGCCUCAGUACCGCGAUACCAAGACAACUCAGGUCAACAACUUCACCGUUGACACACCUGUUGCUCGUCCAUCUAACAAGAAGGACGUGAGAUUCACUGAAGAAACCGUCGAAACUACCAAGGUCGACAACACCAAGUCCAAGAUGGGUUACUACGACGACGACGGUCAAUACAACUCUUUCCGCGCCGGUGCUCACAAGCUCGGUGAUCGCAUCGCCCAUGGAGGUCGUCGCGAUAUUGAGAUUGACAUCCACGAGGGUCCCCGUCCCUCUGCUGACUGCCUUCUCAACACUGUCAGCAUCCCCUGCCACCACAUCCGUCUGGGUGACUUCUUGAUGCUCCAGGGCCGUCCCUGCCAGGUCAUCCGCAUCUCUACCUCCUCUGCCACCGGUCAGUACCGCUACCUUGGUGUCGAUCUCUUCACCAAGCAGCUCCACGAGGAGUCCUCUUUCAUCUCCAACCCUGCCCCUAGCGUUGUCGUUCAGUCCAUGCUCGGCCCUGUCUUCAAGCAGUACCGUGUCCUCGACAUGCAGGAGGGUCAAAUCGUUGCCAUGACCGAGACUGGUGACGUCAAGCAGGGUCUCCCCGUCAUUGACCAGUCCAACCUCUACUCCCGCCUCCACAGCGCUUUCGAGUCUGGCCGUGGUUCCGUCCGUGUCCUCGUCCUCAACGACGGUUCUCGUGAGCUCGCCGUUGACAUGAAGGUCAUCCACGGCUCUCGCCUGUAA
This is a messenger RNA of Fusarium fujikuroi IMI 58289, 1263 nucleotides long. Its product is annotated as probable woronin body major protein precursor. The transcript is spliced from 3 exons. The record is from RefSeq and is a predicted model, not a curated record. Gene Ontology annotation, biological process: positive regulation of translational elongation. The coding region runs from base 1 to 1263 and encodes 420 amino acids. Gene Ontology annotation, molecular function: RNA binding; ribosome binding; translation elongation factor activity. NCBI's taxonomy places the organism in Eukaryota, Fungi, Ascomycota, Sordariomycetes, Hypocreales, Nectriaceae.